GUGGCAGGCCGCGGGAGCUUGCUUCGGCGAGGUCUAACGGGAAAGCGUGACUUACUUUAAAUACCUCUAGAACACGAAGUUGGUGGGCGGGCGGGCCGGGGAAGGCGAGAGGGCGAUUUGAGGAAGUUCGAAAACUGAAACCGAAUGUAACGGACCGGAAGCACGGGACAGAUGGGGACGGCGUCGACGUUGACGAGCAGAUCAAGGCGAGGGUGCAGUGUCAACGCGUGACGACGGCAGAGCGACGUGCCGCGGGGGAACUGACGGACGGUGAGGGCAUCCGAGCAGAUCAAGGCGAGGGUGCAGUGUCAAUGCGUGACGACGGCAGAGCGACGUGCCGCGGGGGAACUGACGGACGGCGAGAGGGCAUCCGAGCGGAAUCAACACCGAUUCCGAGCGCGAGCCGCUGCCGUCACGUCAACCCCCCCUCCCCUCGAGUAAGGGCGAUUGAUUAGCAGCUGGUGGUCAGACGUGAAUGGUUGCUUCGCAUGCAGAAAGACGUAGAUCGUCGGGAAACGGCAUAUGCCGGACAUAUCUCUGGCGUGAUGGCAGCUCCGACAAGUGUCCGGGAGCUACAAAUCGGACCAACUCUCGUCGUCUGCUGCGAUACUUGCGAGUGUUGUCCCCAGCCUCAGCUCGAGCGGAUGCGGAGACCAGCUCAAGUCUGAAGCGGAUUGUUUCGACUGACGAAUCUUGCUAACUUUUCCAAAAAAAUUUGGCCAGAUUGCCUUCCUCGACAAUGCCUACUUCCGCUCAGAGUGUUCUGGCGGUGGCUUUGAUUUUGUUGGCAGCUGUGGUAGCGCAGGCGUUGCAGCAUCCACUACCCGAUGAGAGGAUUUAUGCCAGCGAUCCGUGGAAGCCUGCGAGAGGCGAUCCGCUCGGAGCAGGAGGAUUCGAGAGCUCGUUCAGAACGAUCAACAGACGGAGUCUGCUGAACUGCUUCGAUUUGAACCCGUAUGUGAAUAUGACAGUCGAUACAGCUGGCCCUCUCAGUGACACGCAGAAUGUGACCGUCUCCAUCUCUGGUGUUGUCAAUCCCAGCGACCACGAUUGGCUUGGUGUGGUGUCUCCAUCUAAUGCAAGUACCUCCAACUGUCCGGACGUUGCAGUUUUGAUAUUGGCGACUGGCGACACGUCGGAGCUUCCUCUGCUAUGUCACUACCCUGUGAAGUUUAAAUUACUCAAAGAAGAUCCUGGCUACCUCUCUUGCGCGUCAAGUCAAUGCCAAGUGCCGGGUUUAUUUGGCUCCUGUUUAGUCAAGACGUGCAGCGCUUCGAUCACUUUUCGGUUGAUCAACAUUAGAACGGACAUCAUGUUUGUGCUCUUCACAGGUGGUUUACAGGUUCCCUGCGUUGUCGACAAGGCUGGGCCCUUGCCAUUUGCUAAUCCCAAAGCGCCCUUGUAUGGACAUAUUUCGAGCAUAGAUUCUACUGGCACUUCAAUGCGAUUGACAUGGAUAAGCGGAGACGCAGCCCCUCAGACAGUUCAGUACGCUGAUGGGAGCACAGCGACCUCGACAGUUGGCACGUUCACAAAGAGCAACAUGUGUGAGCCAAGUGCAGCUUCCGACUUCGGGUGGCACGACCCUGGGUUCAUCCACACAGCCGUCAUGACAGGACUCUCACCGUCAACUCAAUAUUCGUACCAAUAUGGAAGCCAAGCGGUAGGACUCUCCCCUAGCACCAAUUUCAGCACCCCACCUGCAGCUGGGGACGAUGCGGUCACUCUCAUCAUCUUUGGAGAUAUGGGUAAAGCAGAGCGCGACGGUAGCUCAAUCCACUACAUACAGCCUGGAUCUAUAUCUGUGAUAGACGCGAUUACGACCGCCGUGUCAGGAGCAAAUGUUGAUUUUGUGUUCCACAUCGGAGACAUUAGCUAUGCAACUGGAUUCCUGGUUGAAUGGGAUAACUUUCUUGAACUUAUCCAACCAAUCGCGUCGCGGGUCCCUUACAUGACAGCCAUCGGAAAUCAUGAAAGGGAUCAUCCACUUUCAGGUUCCUACUACAGCGGAACUGACUCUGGCGGAGAGUGCGGCAUUCUAUAUUAUAAUUACUUUCAAAUGCCCACUCCAGCCCAGGACAAACCGUGGUACUCACUGGAAUCCGGCCCAAUUCAUUUCACUGUCGUCUCGACUGAACACGACUGGAAAGCUGGCUCGGAACAGUAUAUGUGGAUUCAGGCUGAUUUGGCGUCUGUCAACCGCACACGUACACCAUGGGUGGUAUACACUGGGCAUCGCCCCAUGUAUUCGUCAUAUGACAGCGUCCUCAACGCUAUUCUACCUGCUGUAGAUACAGAAUAUACUGAUGCGAUAGAACCCCUGCUUCUGGCAGGAAAGGUUGAUUUGGUUCUAGCGGGGCACGUGCAUAACUACGAGCGGCUGUGUGCUGUCUAUCAAGGCAAAUGCUUGGUUAAUUCCACGAAAGACACCACGGGACUUGAUACCUACAAUUUCACAACUUACGCUGCACCCGUUCAAGCAGUGAUUGGCAUGUCUGGCUUCCAACUAGAUGGCUUCAAAUCGCAGGUGGAUGUGUGGAGUAAAGUCCGCAUUUCUGAGUAUGGUUACGUUGGAAUUCAAGCAACACGUCAAAAGCUUUUAUUUGAGUUUAUGUUUGUCAACAUGACUGUGGGAGACUCCUUCGCCAUUGUGAAGUGAGCUGUAUACUAUAUGAUCGCCUAGGUAGCGAAAUCAUGUACAAUUACAAGGAAAAGUUACAUACGGAGGUUUAUCACCGCGAGUAUGCAAACACACAACCAUACAUCAACAAACCAACCGCAUGCUCGGCACAGAUUUUUUGCUCAGUGAGUCAGAUGGAGCAGAACUUGAACGAGGAUACCUAUGCCACAACCUUUUCAUCGUAACUCGUACAGACGACGGGACAAGUGAACAAUGUCCUGCUUGUGAGCACAAUUUGUGCAGUCUGCUUCGCUCCAGCUGAAAUGAAUCACCUGAGAUAAUUGUAUAGUGGAAUGCUGGAUGAUGUAUAGGUAUGUGGCAGCAACAAUCAGGUCUCCAAAGGUUUUGUCUGUUCGUUGAAAUUCUCACUUUUUAAAACUUUUUUUGGUAGUCAGAAACAGAGGGAUGUAUCGAUCGAUCGAUUACGUGUAUAGUGGUACAAUUGUGGAAUAAUCAGUGGAAUGUACGUGCUGCGUACUUGCCUUGACAUGGUACCGACGGUUUAAAAUUAAAUCGAGGUAUCGGUGUAAAAAUUUCUCUUUACAAAAUCAAUGGAAAAAAGUCUCUUGC
This is a messenger RNA of Marchantia polymorpha subsp. ruderalis, 3250 nucleotides long. NCBI's taxonomy places the organism in Eukaryota, Viridiplantae, Streptophyta, Marchantiopsida, Marchantiales, Marchantiaceae. The record is from the annotation of a GenBank genome assembly.